AUGCAAGAUAUCAAAGAGAUGAAGAUAGAGGCACAAGAUGAGCCCGGCGUUGAGAAAGGAACCGUAUUGGAUUCUGGAGAAAUUCGAGACAUCGGAGCGCAGCUCUUCGCCGAAGCCGAGCAAAUAUCCCCCGAGGAACUCGAGCGUGAAGGUGCCGAGGUGCGCAAGAUCCUCGACAGACGGGUCAUGCCUAUAAUCUACCUGACAUACUGCAUUCAGUUUCUGGACAAGCUUUCGCUGAACUAUGCAUCUGCAUACACGUUGAUACCCGAUCUAGGCUUGGAAGGCCAGAGGUACUCAUGGGUUGCUGCAAUCUACAACUUUGGGUACCUUGCAUUUGCUAUACCUUCAAACCUUCUUCUACAACGACUGCCGCUCGCAAAAUAUAUGGGAGGGUCGCUCGUCAUAUGGGCUGCGUUGGUUAUUGCCCACGUUGGAGCCAAGAAUUAUGCUGGAAUGUUAGUCCUGAGAUUUAUUCUGGGAAUGGCAGAAGCAUGUGUUAGCCCUUGUAUGAUGAGCUUCACAUCCAUGUUCUACAAACGAGACGAGCAACCAUUGCGCAUGGCCAUCUGGCUCUCUGCAAAUGGAAUGGCAACAAUGGUUGGAGCCCUACUCGGAUUCGGACUUGGCCAUGUGCACAACACAUCUCUUGAAAGCUGGAAACUCAUCUUCCUCGUUAUUGGUCUACUCAACCUUGUCACAGCAAUCCUCUUCCUCUGGUUUAUUCCUGACUCCCCAAGCUCCGCAAAGUUCCUCACCCACAGACAACGCAUCAUCGCCGUCCAGCGCGUCUCCGAGAACAUGAUUGGCGUCAAAACGAAAGAGUUCAAAUUCCGCCAGGCUUUAGAAAUAUUCUAUGAUGUCAAGGUACUUUGCAUUCUAGGCAUGGGCAUUUCUUGCGGUGUCAUCAACGGCGGCGUCUCCAACUUCGCUUCUUCCCUGAUCAAAGGGUACGGGUUUUCCGGCAUUUAUGCGACUCUCCUACAGCUCCCCACAGGCGCCAUUGAAGCCGUCAUCGUUCCUAUCUGCGGUCUCAUCUCCACCUAUGUCCGCGACUCACGUUGUAUCGUUCUUGCCGUCGUUUCUUUCAUUCCCUUCGCGGGGCUACUGGGAAUCCGCUUCACAGACCUCUCGCACCGCUGGACGCUCGUCGGCUGUACCUGGUUGCAAUACAUCAUCGGCGCCCCGGUCAUCGUCUCAUGGAACCUCCUCUCCACAAAUAUAGCCGGACACACAAAGCGCUCCAUCGCCAACGGUCUCUGGUUCACACUGUACGCGGGCGGGAACGUCGCAGGCUCGAAUAUCUUCUUCGCGCGCGAGGCUCCCCGGUACUACUCCGCACUUACGGGACUGCUGAUCUGCUACGCGGGAAUGAUUGUUCUUGCAGGCGUUGCGUACGCCGUUAUGAAGAUUGAGAAUGUCAGACGCGAUCGGAAGCUGACUGUCGAGGAGAGCGCAACGAGGCAGGAUAGGGCUGUGUUGGAUGGGUUCAAGGACAUGACGGACAUGGAGUCAAAGGAUUUCCGGUAUGCGCUUUGA
Messenger RNA from Aspergillus mulundensis, 1539 nucleotides. RefSeq names its product putative MFS allantoate transporter. Gene Ontology annotation, molecular function: transmembrane transporter activity. The record is from RefSeq and is a predicted model, not a curated record. Gene Ontology annotation, biological process: transmembrane transport. Bases 1 to 1539 code for a protein of 512 amino acids. Gene Ontology annotation, cellular component: membrane. Lineage: Eukaryota; Fungi; Ascomycota; Eurotiomycetes; Eurotiales; Aspergillaceae. The transcript is spliced from 4 exons.